Toxotes jaculatrix (banded archerfish) is the source of this 2257-nucleotide messenger RNA. RefSeq names its product tubulin tyrosine ligase-like family, member 10 (gene ttll10). The record is from RefSeq and is a predicted model, not a curated record. Bases 21 to 2132 code for a protein of 703 amino acids. The transcript has 12 exons. NCBI's taxonomy places the organism in Eukaryota, Metazoa, Chordata, Actinopteri, Toxotidae. Gene Ontology annotation, biological process: protein modification process.
AAGGGCUGGAAAAAGAGCAAAUGGACAUUCCCUGUGUGGACAAUCAGCCCAGAGGAAGUCUGAGGCAUGGGGUAUCUGUGUCACUUGACCAUAGUGGCAAGCAGGAAGUGACAUCAGAAGGUGAACUGGAGCAGGUCCAGAGGAAGGCGACGCCGACUCUGGGAGAGAGAAAGAGUGUUUCCCACACGACAGUCAACCAGGAGAGCCGUGCCCGAGGGUCAGGUGCUUGUCUGGUGGAGCGAUAUCUCCGUAGGUCCUUCCCCAGGGGCUUGUCCAAGUGCUCCUACCCAGACAAGAACAGGGAGCGGCAUGUAGACGAGCCACGGGGGCCUGGUCCUUUCUACUUCUUUGGAGGAGCCAAUGGGGCUGAAAUAGUGAGCAGUUACUGUGAGAGCAGAGGGUGGAAGAGGAUUUAUAACAAGCACAGAGAGGAUUUCAAACUCAAGUGGUGUGAAACCAAAUCACCAGCCAACUACUACAACUUCAGAGAAGGUGAACAGCUGAUGUACCAGAUUCCUAACAACAAGGUGCUCACCACUAAGAUCGGCCUCCUCAACAGUCUGCGAGAGUAUGAGCGAGUCUGCAGCAAAUCUAGGUUGCUUCCUCCUUGUUGUGUUGUACUUUACAGGAGGCUGAAAAUGGAAGAGUUCAUUCCCAUUACCUACCGCAUGGAUGUGAAGGAAGAGAGGGAAGCUUUCUUUGCCCAACAGGAGGGUGUGAGGAACAAUGAGAGUUGUAUGUGGAUCUGUAAACCCACGGGUCUGAACCAGGGCAGAGGGAUCUUUCUGCUGAAGAGCCAGGAGGACUUAGCUGCCCUCAGACUGAAGCUGCAGCACAUGGAGGACAGCUUGGCCAACAGGAAGAUGCAUCACUGCCAGCCUCAGGCUCACAUCGUCCAGCAUUACAUUCAGAGCCCGCUGCUGCUGAAAGGGAAAAAGUUUGACGUCCGCUCUUACCUUCUGAUCGCCUGCACCGCACCUUACAUGGUCUUCUUUCGGCAUGGUUAUGUGCGACUAACCUGUGACCUCUACGACCCCAGCUCCAACAACCUCUCUGCCCACCUGACCAAUCAGUACAUGCAGAAGAAGAACCCUCUGUACAGCCAGCUGAAGGAGGACACUGUUUGGUCCAUGGAGAGCUUCAACGCCUACGUCAACGACAGGUUUCGGGUUGCCAAGGGUCUGCCCAGGGACUGGGUGCUGGGCACCUUUGCAAAGCGCAUGCAGCAGAUCAUGACGCAGUGUUUCUUUGCAGUCAAAUCCAAGUUAGACUGCCGACUGGGCUUCUUCGACUUGAUUGGCUGCGACUUCAUGGUUGACGAGGACUUCAAGGUGUGGCUGUUGGAAAUGAACUGUAAUCCAGCUCUCCAUACGAACUGUGAGGUGCUGAAGGAGGUGGUACCUAGCACUGUUUUGGAGACACUGGAUUUAACUCUGGAGAUCUUCAACAAGUGCCGUCUCAGGCAGAGAAUCCUGCCUUUGGUUAGUCAGAGGGAGUUUGUGCUGCUCUACAACGGAGUUUUCCCUCCUGAUUCAGCACUGGCCUGCGACAAGAGCAAAACAAACAAUGAAUUCUACUACAAAACCACAAAAAAGACCCAAAAGGCUGAACCCAGAAGGUGUACGACAGGAAUGGAGAGCAAAAAUGUGCGCUCAGCAUCCCCUGAUAAGCGUGUGAACGUCUCAGAGAGUGGUGAUGGACUGUGUAGUUCAAAGUCUGGCCGUCAUCCCACCAUGUUUACUGCCACCUCUCCCUUUUUUCAAAACUCAUCAGUGCAGGGGCCUUCACAUUUACACAGCAGCACCAACAGCAUACAGACAGUCAGGAAUAAGAACCUCAGGCCUCGGGUCCAGCUCAAGCUGAACAAAUGUACUUUGCGUCACCAUUUGAAAGCCGCAGAUGACCUGAAACACUCUAAGACUCAGCAGAACACGCAGAUCAUCAUGUCGCUGUCAUCACCAGCAUUAAGUGAAGGGACCUCCACCUGCGGCUCUCAGGAGACGACACCUUUCCCUCCUCACGCUGGACCUCCAGUGUGGGUGGACGAAUGUGAAAGAGGAAAGGAACCUGGUGAAAAAGAACUCAGAGAGGAUGCAAAGAGUUUAGUGUGUGAGAGAAAAGAGGAACUGUGAAGCAUGUAUGCAAACAGCUGUGAUCUAAACAGCUUUGUUUCAAAAAAAAAAAUGUGCACAUUGGACACCUGGUGCUUUUUUAUUUUCUGAGAAAUGCUGAGGAAUGUUUAAUGUGACAAUAAAGA